Messenger RNA from Phytophthora nicotianae INRA-310, 923 nucleotides. RefSeq lists its product as hypothetical. The transcript is spliced from 3 exons. Gene Ontology annotation, molecular function: protein binding. The record is from RefSeq and is a predicted model, not a curated record. Bases 144 to 776 code for a protein of 210 amino acids. NCBI's taxonomy places the organism in Eukaryota, Oomycota, Peronosporomycetes, Peronosporales, Peronosporaceae.
CGGGAUCGUGUCUGCAGGAAGGUGCAUGUGGCCGCGCCGUCGUCACCCUCGCGGCUGCAUUGCAAAAUAUCCCGCAGUCUCCUCAUUGUCAAUUUCACAUCGGAAGAAGCACAAGCCUCCGCUCUCAACUCCACUCUCCCACAAUGCUCACUCGCAACAUUCCUUUGGUCUCGCGCUCCGUCGGCACAGUCGCUCGCCGCCACUUCGCUGCCGCCACUGCCUCGACUAGCGUCAAGCGCGUAAAGAUUAAUGGCCAUGGACACGAAGCACAGCAAAGCGGCAAGCUCAGCUACGUGCCCGAUGGCUCGGACGGAAGAUUCUACAUCGAGCAAUUGGAUGAACACUGGCGCUCGGCUGUGGCAGGACAGAACUUCAAGAAGGACGAUGUCAUUGGCUCGGCACCCGGCACUACUUAUCCGAAGCCCACCCGGUUCACGGUACAGAUCACUCCCGACAAGCACAUGGAUUUCACUGGUGGAUUGGAGUUUGUAAACCACAGUUGCAGCCCCAACACGCGUAUCGACAUGGCCGAGAACGAAGCCAAGGUAUCGUUCAUCGCUAUCAAGCCGAUCAAAGAGGGCGAGCACUUGACAUUCGACUACUCCACCAGUGAGUGGGACAUGGACGAGAAGUUCGACUGCCGUUGCGGCGCACCAAACUGCCGUGGUCACAUUGGCGGAGCCAAGUACCUCAAUGACGACGAGGUGGAUGCUCGCUUACCAUACUUCACGUCGAGCGUAUUGCGCCAGUUACUGAACCGCAAGCUGACCAACUAAAUCACGGUGGUGAUACCAGAACCAAUGUGACUUUUCUCAAUGUUACCAAAGCUUUGCGUUAUUGAUCACCAGAGCUUGUACAAAUUUAUAGCGGUAAAUAGACGCUAACGAUGACGAAAACUAAGAAAAUGAUUGUCAUUUGCAACA